Loxodonta africana (African savanna elephant) is the source of this 1287-nucleotide messenger RNA. It is a transcript of the gene AMTN, whose product is annotated as amelotin. The record is from RefSeq and is a predicted model, not a curated record. Gene Ontology annotation, biological process: odontogenesis of dentin-containing tooth; positive regulation of enamel mineralization. Lineage: Eukaryota; Metazoa; Chordata; Mammalia; Proboscidea; Elephantidae. The coding region runs from base 97 to 1287 and encodes 396 amino acids. Gene Ontology annotation, cellular component: basement membrane; cell-cell junction. The transcript is spliced from 9 exons.
UAGGACAUUCAUUCUUUUUAAGUAUCACCUCUCAAAAGGAAAAAAAUGGAGUAAAAUAGUAAUGCUGUUUUGUUGUUAUAGGUAGCAAUUUGAAACAUGAAGACUACGAUUCUACUGUUCUGUCUUCUAGGAUCAACUCAGUCAUUACCGCAGCUCAACCCUGCUUUGGGACUUUCUGCAGCAAAGCUUGUUCCGGAUCAAGCAACACUACUAAACCAACAGCAGCCAAAUCAGGUCUUCCCUUCUUUGAGUCUAAUACCACUGACCCAGCUGCUCACACUGGGGUCAGAUCUGCAACAGCUAAAUCCUGCUACAGGAAUGGCACCUGGUACCCAGACCUUCCCACUGAACUUGGGCGGGUUGACCAUAAAACAGCAGCUGCAAUCACAAGUAAGUUCAACAACUAGCCAUCAGAUUACCAUUAAGGAGUAUUUUCUCUCAGGUGAAAGUCUAAAGAAGGGGAAGAAUUUUUUCAGACUUCUUUUAAAUUUUACCCAGACAACAUGCAAUGUCCUACCAGAAGUAGAACAGUCUUUGGCAAUUUGGUUCUUGCUGAAACUCUGUGAAAACACACUCAGAAAACGGGGCAUGCUACCCCAUAACCUCUCUAGAAUACACCCUCCCACCCUUCCACUUCCCAUAGAGAAUGACUUAUUCUCUGCCAGAACCCUGGGUGUUUGUCUUCAGAUCUCAUUUAUCAAGUCAACGCCAACAUGGUUAAGAGUCAACUCUAGAACCUCGCAGCCUCUGGUCAACUUCCAGCUCUGUACUUACUAUGUGAUACUGGCCAAGUUACUUAACCACUCAGUGGCUUACUUCCUAAUCCUUAAAAUGGGAGUUAAAGUAGAACCUACCUCUAGAGCUGUCAUAAGGAUUAAACGACUGUUACCAAUUAUUGUAGCACAGCUUGGAGCCCAGGGUGCUAUCCUAAGCUCAGAGGAAUUGCCAAUGGCCCCACAAAUCUUUGCAGGCCUCCUCAUUCAGCCCUUGUUCCCAGGAGCCAUCCUGCCUACCAGUCUGGCAGGGGCUACUCCAGAGGUCCAGGAGGGAAUCCUUCCUGCAGGACAAGCCGGAUUAAAUCCUGCCAUCCAGAGAACCCCAGAAAAGCACCCCUCCACUUCCAGUGACACAGACUCUGUGUUUGGAGUGACCACCCCUGCUGGCCUCCAACGGGGCAUGCGCACCACCGGGGAAACCACCACAGAGUCACCAAAUGAUGAGCCUCAGAACCUUCUUUAUGUAGUACUACAACCAGACACUAGUAAUAGACUGGAAUUAGCGCAAUAG